GUGUGUGUAUUCCAUAAAUAACUCCGAGUGUUUCAGCAGGAGGAGGAGGUGCUGACCUCCUAAAGAGCAGCAGAUCACUUUCUACUAACCAGACUCCAGCUGAAGAACUGAAGAAACUCCCUGGAUCCUGGUUCUGGUUCUGGUUCUGGUUCUGGGUGGAAAAGUAAAACCAGAGAAGAAGAAGAGAGUCCAGGUUGAUCCGGACUGUAAGUCUGUGAAACUACUGCGUCUUGUUGUUUUCUUCUUCUUGUUCUCCUCCUCCUGCUGGAUUUAAGUGAAACCAGAUGGUCUCUCUCUGCCAGACUCCACUGGCGGGUCGGUUGUUUUUAAACUUCUCUCCGACCACACCAGACUUCAUCCGCUUCUCCUCCGUUUUUAAACCUCGACUUCUAACGGAUCUGUUUGGAGUUAUUACAAUCUCUUCUUCUAUGACUCCGGUAGUACUGUGAGUCUUCAUCAGCUGACAGGAUUAAAAGAAGAAGACUGUGGAGGAUAGCAGGAGGAUAAUUAGAGAAAUUAAACCCACAUGAUCUCUCCGAGCAGGAGACUGGACGCAGUCCGACUCUGACUGCUGCGCACUCAGCGUCCUUCUGAAGAUUUAGUGCGUUUUUAAUCUUGACUCGUCAUUGAUGGAAGUUCUUUGGACUUUACAACCUGAGUGAAUACUUCUCUCUGACUCUAUGGAUCCUAUAGUAAAUUCGGCAUAAAUAUAUUUCAUCAGAAGGCUCAAGUAAUUAUAAUAAACCCCCCUAUAGUUAUAUUUACGUUAGGUGAGGAGAUGAAGGAGAUGAAGGAGAUGAAGGUGAUGAAGAGGAGGAUGUGAAGUGAUGCGGUGCCUCCUGAGGGACGCCGGGAUGCUGCUCCGCCGCCGGUCCUGCUCUGGCCCGCUGCUGCUGCUGCUCGGGGUGGCGGUGUGUCUCUUCUACCAGACCCUGGUGGUGGCCCGGAACCGGCUCCGGUCCGGACCGCAACAACCCGCCGCCGACGUCCGCAGCAGGAAGCCGUCCGAUGAAGUCCUGAUGGAGGAGACCAGGAGGUUCAUCUCUACUCUGGAGACUCUACAGAUUCAGGUAUGGUCCCAGCGGCCCCCCCGGCGGUGGUGGGCGGUGGUUCUGACGGGUCGACACCUGGUCUCUGACCCCGAGGUCCAGCUGUACCAGCAGGUCCUGCAGCAGAUGGGCUAUGAGGUCCAGCUGUCCAGAUACGCCGAGACCAGCAGCUUCCUCAGAGCCAACCACGGUGUGAGUGGGUGGAGCCUGUUGCUGUGUCUCAGUAGUUCAGAGAGAAGCUGUCUGAGGAGAAUCUCCUUCUCUCACCUGCAGCAUCAUCAGACGGUGAACUUGUUGCCCGGGGUGAUGGAGGCGUUCUCUGAUGCAGGUGGAGGUCUCUGUCACUUCUUCACUCAUUCACACCUGACAGGAUCUGAAUUACCCAUGAGGCCACAUGCCUGUGGAUCGACCAAUCAGAAGCUGCCAUUUCCUCAGGACUCAGUGGACAGUCACUCACCUGUCGGAGCCCCGCCUCCUGCUCUGGUUGCCAUGGUGAAUGUUUACGUCCUGGUGACAUCAGUAAAGCCGCUGACUUCCUUCCUGCAUGACAUCAGCGUGGUGACGACCAAUCAGGAGCAGCGGGGGCGGCCCACGAAGCUCAGGAACUUCCUGCUGCAGCAGCUGGGACCAGCCACUUCUCAUGAUGCUUUCGGGCAGAUCAAGAAGGUGAUAGGUGACGUGCUGCAGGCCGCUGUGUCCACCGAUGAGAAGCAACAAACGCUCAGCAGGUGUGUGUUGUGUUACCAGCUGUUGACCUUCACUCUGCUCUUCAGCGGCUCCAUCACACCUGUCGUAUUCCAGGUGGAAACUGAUCUGGCGUUUUCUUCUCUGAGGGAUGACACGUUUGAUGGACAGAUCACCAAAGACCUGAUCCUGGAGGACACGCUCCACUUCCUGCACCUGUCCUCAGAGACACACCUGUCCUCAGAGACACAGACGGAGGGCAGACAGUACGGUGGCUGCAGAGGGACACACGGCGGCGUCUGUUUGUCAGAAGACGAGUUUCUUCUUCUGCUUCAGUUUCAGCGGCGGAUGAAAACGCCUUCAGCUUUUCAACUGUUGUAUCCCAGCACCUCCUCCUCCUCCUCCUCCUCUUCCUCCUCUUCCUCUUCUUCCUCUUCUUCGUCGUCCUCCUCCUCCUCCUCUGGUCCUCUGGGUGUCUCUGGUCUCCUGAUGAGGAUCAGUCGUUACUACGAGCUCCAGAGGAACCAGAGCAACAGAACUGAUGAAGAACAGACCAAUCAGGAGUCAGCUCUGUCUUCUUCACUGGAUGGGUCUGACAGUAGAGGUCCCUGUGUGGACCCCCACCUCAGACAGAUCUACAGCGACCCCCCCCUCACCCUGACCCCGCCAUUCAGCCCCCGGGUGAAGGAGUACCGGGCCGAGGUGGCCUUCGACACGGUGACGGUUCGAAUCCGUCCUGAGCCCGUCAGCUCGGCCUGCCGGGUCCACCUGGACGAGCACCGAGGCCCCAGGAUGGCGAACUACCCGGUCGGCCUCGGCAACAGCAGGAUCAGCAUCCUGGUGACGGACGACGCCCAGUCGGAGCCCGUUGUCAUGACGAUCUACACCGUCCACGUGUACCGCGAGAGCCGACCCAGUCUGCCCAUGUUUGGGGAUCAUGUGACCUGCAGCUUCGUGCAGGACUGUGGUCUGCUGGUUCAGCCUGGUCGGUCCUGUGGUCUCCAGCCUCUCUUCAGGACUCAGAGUUCACUUCAGACCUGCACCUCAGGACACGAACCAGGUCAGUGGGUGGUUCCGUGUCUCAGCUGUUCUGACAACAGGACGUGUGAUUGGAGGGAGGUUGCCUGGCAACCAGACGGCUGUUACCACCCGUUAGUGGAGCGCCCCCUGCUGCAGGACUGUCUGACGGACAGGAAGGUGUUGUUUAUCGGCGACUCAACCAAUCGUGGGAUGAUGUACUUCCUGAUGGAGCGGGUGAACUCCAGUCUGGAGGACUGGGGGAAAGCUCACGACACGCUGGUCUACAGGAACCUGAACGGGGUCCGGACUGUGGUCAGCUACUCGUAUUAUCCUCAGUUCUGGUUGGAGAAGAACCAGAGGCCCACCUUCAGAAAGGCUCUGCUGCAGCUGAUCGACAGGUCACGACCUCUGGUGAACUCUAACCUGACGGUCCUGGUUGUGGGAGGAGUCCAGUGGCUCAACACCGAUCACCUGAGGACAGUCAGAGAGGUGCUGAACAGAGAGUCUCUCAGUGAUGUCCUGGUGGUGGUGAAAUCUUUGGGGAUGGGUUUCCAUCUUCCUGUAGAUGGGAUCCGGUCUCUCAGCCUGAAAGAGAUCCAGGAUCUCUACAGAGAGAACCAGAACAUCAUCACCACAGCAAAGCAUCAUGGGUACGAAGUCAUCGACACAUUCAGCAUCACGAUGGGUCGAUACAAAGAGUUCCUGCAGGGACGAUGUGCCUGCCACUUUCAUGAGGUGGAGAAGUUUUGGUCCCCCGGGCUUUCAGACGACUCAACAUCCACAACAAACGGAACCAGAACCAGAUCCUCCAGAACUAGACCUGAACUCAGCAGCCAAUCAGCCGUGCCGGACACGGAGCAUGAGGUGUGGCCUAAAGCUUCAUCCUAUCAUGUGAGAGGACCAGUGAACCAGGUGUACUCUGAGAUCCUGCUGAGCCGCCUAUGUCCCAGAACCAGUAACUAAACACCUGUGUGUGUGUGUGUGUGUGUGUGUGUGUGUGUGUGUGUGUGUGUGUGUGUGUGUGGGUGCGUGGGUGCGUGAUUGCGCGUGUGCGUGCGCGUCACGGUUACCUUGCUUGGCAGCUGGAUUCUCGCGAUGGCACGAGAUCACACGAGAAUCCAUCUCGCCAGGCUUCGAGUAAUGCGUUUGUGUUCGGACCAAUCAGUGAGGAGCUACUGCAGCCAGGGGGCGUGGCUUAGGGGCGUGGCUUAGGUGUGUGACGCAACGAUGGAGAGGCGACCGACUGUUGGUUCUACACAACAACGGCGGCUCCUGAAGAGGUUAGCGUAGCUGCUGCUAUAGCAUCAGUUCUAUCGAACUGGAGUAAAAACAUGCUUUCACUCUUCUCCUGACUGGCUUCAGCUAGAGUUUGAUUGACAGAUGGUCCAUCCAAUCACCUGCCUGGCAUUCUUUGAAAGUGCCCGCCCUUUUCCAAACAGUUUCCAAACCAUGUGACGGGUCAGGUUCGCGUCACAGUGCUGACGAUGCUCCGCUGAAAGAUGAAUUAAAGAGUCCACGUUUCUUCUCCAGGUGGACUCGGAGGUGUCAUCGUACUCUACUUAUUAUUUAGUGAUUUUCAAAAUAAAACAAGUUCUUAAAGUGACAAAAAA
Molecule: messenger RNA, 4363 nt
Organism: Sebastes umbrosus (honeycomb rockfish)
Lineage: Eukaryota; Metazoa; Chordata; Actinopteri; Perciformes; Sebastidae
Gene: cped1
Product: cadherin-like and PC-esterase domain containing 1
Exons: 21
Coding region: 828-3716 (962 amino acids)
Source: RefSeq, a predicted model, not a curated record